Molecule: messenger RNA, 1689 nt
Organism: Nymphaea colorata (pocket water lily)
Lineage: Eukaryota; Viridiplantae; Streptophyta; Magnoliopsida; Nymphaeales; Nymphaeaceae
Exons: 5
Coding region: 95-1237 (380 amino acids)
Source: RefSeq, a predicted model, not a curated record
CGCAGCAAACCCUCCGACUGUCCUUUGACUCUCCAGUCUCGCCGCGUGCUCUUUGCCUUGUCUCUAUCCCUUCCUCCUCCUUUUUUAUUCGAAAAUGGCGGAAGAUGUUGAGCAGGGAGCGUUACGGUUGCGGCCUCACGAAAUGGGGGCGUUCCUGGAGAGCCAGCUCCCCUGCGAGUUUCCCUAUGACCUCCACUCCGUGCUCAGCUCCACGGAGAGCGAUGAAGACGAGUACAUGGCGGGCCUUACCCGACGCAUCGCUCACUGCACGCUCGAGGAGGAUGACAGGCAGGCCGCUCGGAAGGUGGGCGCGGUGGUAGGUUCUCCGCAGUCGACGCUCUGCUCCCUGGGUAGCUGGUCUGCCCGGAGUCUGGACUCGAAAGGGAGCCACGGCAGCUCCAACGGCACGUCUCAGGUGUCGUCGCCAACAUCGACGCAGCUUAACGAAGACGUCGAUGGUUGGGAUCUGCUUUGUGAUGCGGCAGGACAGGUAGCGCGGAUGAGGAUGAGCGAUGACGAGGAGAGCUGCCAGGCAAAAGGCCUUCUCGGCCUUCCCAGAAGACCGCCACCGGUCAUGGUUCUGGGGAAACCUGGCGUCCAGUCGAAGACUACCAACGGUUCCGGAGUUCUCCUGCAGCGUUGCUGGGGUGGAAACCAUAGAGACUACGCCGCACUUUCUAUACAACUGGAGAUGCUCAAGCAACAUCGACAGCAGGAGCAGCAGCAACAACAGGGUUGGGGGAGACAAGAGAAGAUUCCGCAGGUGCAGCAAGUGAACAGUCGGCUCAAGGGCGGAACUAACGGGCAACGGGGCCGGCCCCCUGUCUUCUCCUCCUCUGCGUGGCCUCCUCUCCAGGGCCAGUCGGCUAACACCGGCAUGAGGGCGGUUUUCCUCAGCAGCAACUCUGGUUCUAAAAGGGGGUCUUCUGGGACGGGCGUCUUUCUCCCAAGAAGAACCGGUAAUCCGGCGGAUUUCAAGAAAAAAACUGGAUGCUCGACCGUUCUGUUGCCGGCGAGAGUAGUUCAGGCGUUGAAUCUCAACAUUGAUGGCAUGGGCAGCGCACGGCCAAGCUUCUACCAGGGGAGUCUCGUGCAUGACCCAGAUGGUUCGAUAAUGCUCGACCCCAGAACGUUUUGCGGACGGAACGGGGUGGUUCCUCCCCAGAGGAGAACUGGCCGUCCUCACCAACCGGCCGUCAGCUGCGAGCUGCGUUUGCCUCAGGAGUGGACUUACUGACACCGAUCUCUUCUCUCAGUUUCUACUACUAAUACGUUCCCUAUAGUUUUAGACGUCGUCGUCUUUUGGCUAUGAACUAGGUCAAUAAUAAAUUAAAAGGUUUUUGUUUUUAGAGAUAGGCUAAGGGAAAAAUGUUUUUGCGGAGGGAGGAGGGGAAGCUGUUUCUGUAAUAAAUAGUGCUUGCUGCUGUUGUAUGGUGCCCUCAUGGAAGGCCAUCAUGCGCAGAAAUGGCCGAGGGUUGUGCGUGUGUGUCCUCGUCUGGUCUGCAAGUUUUUGGAAUACCAGAGUGUGGGGUAGCCCUAGAAAACCACCUCCGAAAGAUAAUAAGCGGUGUCGGUGUAUUGCUUUCUGUACUUUGCGGCAAUGAAAAGUUAGUGAAGGAAAGGCGCGUUCGGUUCUGUUAUUAUAUAAACGCAUUGCUUCUUUCUUAAGGAAUGCUGCUUUGUGUUGGC